AUGGCCCCCUCAGUCAUGGAUGUAGAUAGCUCUGGUCGGCUCGAGGCCGCUCGUGCUCUCCAAGCUAAACUCGAAGCCGCGAAGUUGAACAUCGUCGAAGACCAGUCUCGCUUCGACGUGUUGCAGAGUGCGCUCGCGAAGGAUCCCGGACUGGUGUCUGAAGGCGUGGCGGGUACGACCGACCCCGCCAUAGUCGCGGCCGAGGUCGCCUCUCAGAUCGCCUUCCUCCGUAACCUCAAGUUCCAGUACUUGGAGCAGAAGGCGAAGGACCAGUAUGUGAAGACGAUCGUCAGCGACGAGGCCCCCAACACCAGUGCGGACGACAACGAGCUGCUGAGGAUAGACAACGAGAAGAAGAAGGAAGCCCUCGCCGCGGCGAAGGCGGCCCUCGGGGAGAAGUAUAGCGAUAUCCGCACCCUCGCGCCACUCGUCGAGCAAGACUUGAACAAGGCGCGCGCGCUCGCGCAGGAGGCCACCGCGCUGACGAGCAAGAUCCUCGACGCGCGGCUCGCACUCACCCGCCUGCGGCAGGCGCAUCCGCACCCGCGGCUGACGAUCCCGGCCGCGAACGCGCAGCUCGACGCGCAGGUGGAGGAGAUGCAGGCGCUCGACGACGAGCUCCAGCGGGUGAACGGCGAGGUCGACGCCGUGAAGGAGCGCGUCAAGCACGGCGCACGCGAUGUCGAGCGGCUCCGCGUCGAGCGUGCCGAGCUCGAGAAGACGGUCAGCGCGGGCCAGAGGGAGGUCCAGGACGGGCGGGUGGUCGGGUUGUAUGAUUGGUGCGUGUGUGUUUCCGAGUGUUGGCGUCGUCCUCCAGUUGGAGUUGGGUCGCACGAAGGGAGAAGUGCUGACGCCACGGUUGCGGACAGGUAUACGGCUGCUUUGAGGCUCCAUCGGUCGUUGAUGUCGCUCGAGGAGACGCAUGCGGAGUCGGAAAACGAGCUGCACCUCACGUACGGCGUCGUCCCUCAAGAGGGAGGAGAGCGGCGGCGGAUUGCCGUUAAGCUGCUCUUCGUGCCCAACACUCGCCAACUGGCGGACGCGCAGGUCGAAGGAUUGUCGGAAGACGCGGGAGACGUAGUUGGCGCACACAUACAGGCCAACGAUGUCCCUGGGCUCAUCGCGGCUUUGCUUGCAAGGGCUCGUGCAGGUGCUUGA
Messenger RNA from Epithele typhae, 1158 nucleotides. RefSeq lists its product as uncharacterized. NCBI's taxonomy places the organism in Eukaryota, Fungi, Basidiomycota, Agaricomycetes, Polyporales, Epitheliaceae. Bases 1 to 1158 code for a protein of 385 amino acids. The record is from RefSeq and is a predicted model, not a curated record. Gene Ontology annotation, cellular component: kinetochore. Gene Ontology annotation, biological process: attachment of mitotic spindle microtubules to kinetochore; protein localization to kinetochore; kinetochore assembly. The transcript has 3 exons.